AUAUUUUAGACACGUUCGAUCUUUGACACCGCCAAGAUGCACCUGAAGAAUUUUCUACUGUUUUAUACACCGGCUUUGUUGCUUCUCUGCAGCUACCAGCAAGCUGCAGGACAAACGACUGCCUGUAGUGUGCGAAAUGGUGUAACAAGAUCGGUUAUCUGUUCAGGAGAAUUGGAAGUCUCCCAAAUUGAGAAUUUCUUUAGACAGCUGGUUCAGGACGGCAUGGCGAGGUUCGACGAACUAUGGAUCUCCGACAACACUCUUAUACAGCGUCUGCCGGUCGGGUUUCUGGGCGAGCUCCAAUUCACUCAGAUUUCGAUAGCUUCUUGUCCAAACCUCGUUCAAGUGGAUGAUUUUCUCGGGGCUUCCAGCGACUCACUCAUCUCCUUGAAGCUGUAUUUUAACGGUUUGUCGGAAGUACCACAACUGACCGCCCCCAGACUUUACGAACUCCACGUUUACCAGACGGAAAAACGCGUUGUGGUCCGGAGAGCAGCGUUCGAACGUUCGAGGGGCAUCACAAAACUCGAUUUCAGGAAGGCAAUAGUUGAACCUUUCGCCUUUUUCGACCUGAAGACGUUAGGUUCCCUCUACAUCCGGAAUAUUUCGCCGAAACCACUGGUCGCGGGCUCAUUCAACUUCGACUCCCCGGGGCUCGGCUACAUUGAGCUGGCGUCAGAAGACCCUUGGGAAGGACACGCCGAACCAGGAACGUUCGGAGGAUUCGUGAGCACGACCUGGUUCAGACUGGGAGCUGCAGCCAACGUCUCGCCGUCUGUUUUCUUCCCUGUCUUAAACAGUUCUGCUCUUUUCGAGAUUGGCAUUCCUAUAAAGUGUGACUGCCAAGUAGCUUGGAUCCGACUUUCAUCCUUCCUGCCUCGGACAACCAUCCGAUGCGCCACCGAGACUUCCUUUGUCAUGCUGCAAGACGUCGAUGAAGCCGAAUUUAAGGACUGUGGCUCCAUCUGCACCGCCUAAGGCUCUCUUCAACGACAGUCAUGAGCUAUCACAUCUUUUGACAAAAGAGAUAGGAAAUUUUUAUUAUUUCUGGGAUAAUCUCACGGUUUUUUUCUAGGAUUUGGGAUAUGUCUUUGAUUAGACUUGUACCUGGUAUUCCCCAAAGAUUAAGCUGAUUCACAAAUUCAAGUAAUUCAUCCAUGACAUUUUGUCUCUAGUGAUAUUUCUAAAUGAAAUAUCUGAAGACUGGUCGUGCAAGGUAUGACUCACCUCAUGAUUUACUUCUUUUUUGUAAUUCCUAAGUGAAAUUUGUCAAAUAAAGGCGUCGCAAUCAA
Penaeus monodon (black tiger shrimp) is the source of this 1292-nucleotide messenger RNA. RefSeq lists its product as uncharacterized. The coding region runs from base 37 to 978 and encodes 313 amino acids. NCBI's taxonomy places the organism in Eukaryota, Metazoa, Arthropoda, Malacostraca, Decapoda, Penaeidae. The transcript has 4 exons. The record is from RefSeq and is a predicted model, not a curated record.